AUGCUCUGGUGGUACGCUCACCACGGUCGCCUUGCAAACGCUGGCUCGAACUGGGGCGCUCUUAUCCGUGUGGACAUAUGCAUCAAUGUCCACCAGGUUGAACGCAUGAAGGCUGUGGAGUCUACAGGGUCGAUCACUUCGGAUACUAGCAUGAAAUACUGGACUACUGUCAAUAACAGUACGUCGGACAUCGACGAAGACAACAUGCGCGUGCAUUUAACUUAUUUCUCGAUGGAUGCGAAGACAAACGACGGCCUAGUUCUUGGUGGUUCCACCACCAGUGAACGUGCUCCGUAUCUUGCUUCCAUCGGCGACGGCUGUCUUCUCCUCGUGUGGGAAGGAAGUUCCACGAGCGGAGAUCUCGAUGAGAAGGUGACCGUGGGCUGCAUGAUGAUCGGUGACUGGUAUCAGGCGCUGAAGACGUUCCCCGGCGGGGAUGUGACAUACCAGUCUAUGGGCACAACGCGUUCUUCGGCUGCUAAGACCUGA
This is a messenger RNA of Phytophthora infestans T30-4, 489 nucleotides long. RefSeq lists its product as uncharacterized. The record is from RefSeq and is a predicted model, not a curated record. The transcript is spliced from 3 exons. NCBI's taxonomy places the organism in Eukaryota, Oomycota, Peronosporomycetes, Peronosporales, Peronosporaceae. The coding region runs from base 1 to 489 and encodes 162 amino acids.